CUUAUGUUCUACUUGAAGCAAUUUCAUCAUGCAUUAGCAAUUGUUGAAAGACUCUUUAAUACUAUAUUUUACUUAGAUUCAAAAUUAGGUUUGCAGAUAUGUCUCUUGUUGAUUGAGUUAUACAUAUCUACAUUUUAUCCUGAAAAUGCCUUAAAAAUUAUAUAUUUUACUGAUAUUCUUAUGUUUGGCGUUAAUCAUGAGAAUGACAAUACACAAAAUGAUGAAACAAAAAGAGAUACAUAUUAUGAAUGUUUUAAACCAAAUUCUUGGAAGGAUAAUGAAUUCAAUAUUAAAAUAAUAUUAUUUGAAAAUGGAAUUUCUUUAAACCAUAAAUUUGAUGAUGCUUACCAUGGAAUUGUUUCUUCUAAAUAUAAAUCAAUGUAUAAAUCAACUCUAGCUCAAUACAGAAUUAAAUGCCAUAUAAUGCUGAAAAACAUGAGACAAUGUAAAAAGGAGGUCAAGAAUUUAGCCAAUUUAUAUGCAAAUGGUGUUACCUCCAUUCCUAGAGGUCCUAACCUACCUAAUGCUGCCUAUUUCAAAUCUGAAAAUGAAUAUAUGAAGGGCAAUUAUCGAAAAUCUUUAAAAAUUUUGAAUCUCUCAAAUAACUCUAGUUUCAAUUCUAAUCCAGCUGAGAGUAAUCAAGAAAUUUUUAAUGGUUUUAAUGUGGAAAUUAUAUUAGUGAAUAAGUUCCUGUCUUCUUGUUAUUACAAUGACUUAGCCUCCAACCACUUAUCACUCAAUAAACCUCAUCUCAGUGUAUUUUAUUGCCGGAAAGCUUUGCAAGAAAAUGAAGACCUUAUAGGGGAAUUUCCAGAGUUUGAUAAUAAUAUGAAUUUAACUAAUACAAGUGGUUUGGGAAACCAAUCUAAUAUUUAUGGGCCCAAGAUGCACAAUGCUGACCAUCAAUCCCCGUCCCAUACGACAAACUCUUAUCGUUCGCUCAACACAGGUAAGAGUUUACCCCUUUUCAUCUACGACAAAAGACACGAACUAUUACACAACUUGGGCAUUCACUUGCUUCACGCUAAAAAACCUCUGCCGGCCUUCGAUUGUUUAAUCGAAAUAAUACAAGUAUAUCACUGCAACCCCAGGAUUUGGCUUCGAUUAUCAGAGUGUUGCAUAGUGGCCAGCAAAGGGGGUAACGAAGAAAAUUUUAGUCUCAAACGUAAACUUCAAUCAGCCGUUCAGCAUAUCAUGGGCUUUGGUAUACACCGAAAGACUAUACUAAUACCAUCACACCCUUUAAAGUCAGAUAGCCAUCAAUCAUCAGCAAUGCCUAUGGCCACUCUUGAAUUUGCUUCUUUAUGUCUCAAAAAUGCACAAUUAUUGAUCGAACAAAUGUCCGAAAAUUAUGAUGUCAAUCAACUAGGAGAACGUUUAUUCAACAUGGCGCCAUCUAAUCCCAUUAAUGAGGACGAAGUUCACGUUUUGAAAUGUUCUAUUCUUGCUGCUUCCGCUUACGUUCAACUCUCUCUUGGUGACUACUAUUCAGCUUUAGAGCACUCAAAUUCCUUGAUUAAAAUCCUACAAGCAAAAGGCGGUUCUGUUGUUUUGAGCUACUUAGCCAUGCUUUACGCAUCUGAAAGCUUGAUACUUAAGGAUAAUUUGAGACUAGCUUUACCUCAUUUGGAAUUCGAAGCGGUAUAUCUUACACCCUGUAUAAGGCGAUUCGAGGAAUAUUUACAUAAAAUGCAAAUAAAGACUAAUAAGGAUAACCAGCCUCUUAACAAUGCUGUUGAUGAUACUAAGCCUCAGCAAGAACGGCUUGUAAAGUGGAGCCUUCUGCCUAUCUUGUUCAAAAAUCUCAAAAACUGUCGAUCUAGAACUAAUUCUGCUAAUGGCGAUAAGAUGAAUCUGUCGGCAGAUGAUAGUGGGGACGGUCACAUGAGUAGUAUUAAAGGUUUAGACACCCUUCUACCAUUGAUCUCUCCUUUUAAUUGGACGCCCCAUGAUACUACUUCCGCAAAACUCGUGAUGCAUUACAAUUUAUGUGUGUGCUAUGCUUUGUUGGGUGAAUUUGAGAAGGCUUCCCAUAUGCUUAGAAACAAUAUUCCCUUUAAAUCCCCCAACGACCUUCCUUCACAAUUUAUAGCACUGGCCCUAUAUUUGGCUAUCAAACAAGGCCAUUUGGACAUAGCAAGAAUGAUUAUACUCCAGAAUUUUUCUCAAAUACAAUAUUAGACCUUUUUGAUUUAUAUAUUCUGUUAUUAUAUAUAUAGAACUAUUUAUAUUUUAUGCCUUGUAAAUUUGUCUAAUAAAAUUAUCUAUAUGCAAAUUUUACCUAUAUUACCCUCUCUUAGAUAUGUGCGUUGAGAUAUAAAUAGGCGGCGGUAGUUUAUUUUCAUCGGCAUACGCACCGAAUCCGAGGCGUCUAAUGAGUAGCGUGGCGACCCAUUUUAAUAAAUGAAAUUAAUUUUCAUCAUUGAUAUUUUCAGCGCCCAACUAUAUAAUAUUUUUUUUCAUUCUUCGUAAAUAGAUUUACCAU
Gordionus sp. m RMFG-2023 is the source of this 2485-nucleotide messenger RNA. RefSeq names its product CCR4-NOT transcription complex subunit 10-like. The record is from RefSeq and is a predicted model, not a curated record. The coding region runs from base 4 to 2181 and encodes 725 amino acids. The transcript is spliced from 12 exons. Lineage: Eukaryota; Metazoa; Nematomorpha; Gordioida; Chordodea; Parachordodidae. Gene Ontology annotation, molecular function: protein binding. Gene Ontology annotation, cellular component: CCR4-NOT complex. Gene Ontology annotation, biological process: mRNA catabolic process; negative regulation of translation.